AUGGGAAAAUAUGAAAUAGAGAGAAAUUAUAAGGUUUUGAAAGAAAAUAAUAUACUCAAUAUAUUUAAAUAUGUAAAUUGUGAAAAAAAUGAAAGCAAAGAAAAAAUCGCUAUUUUGUAUUAUUUGUGUAACGUUUUCGAGGAAAGACAUCUAGUGCUAAAUGAUCAGAUAUUACAGACUUACCUAAAUUUACUUAAAAUUUUUGAGGAUUAUUUAAUACAAACUUAUAAAAAAAAAAAAAUUUUAAUAAAAAAAAAUAAAUGUUAUUAUAAUGAAAAGGAAUUAGAGUUAGAACUUAGUACUUCAUUAAGCAUACUGAUUCAGAAUUUCAGUUAUAUAAUUUUGCAUAUAUCUUAUUUUAUAUCACUAAAUAGUAAAUGUAAAAAGAGCCCUAUUUUGAGAUUACAUAUAUAUUACAUACAUGUGUUAACAUUUAUUAUAUUACAAAAAUAUAUGAAAAUAAAUGAAAAAUAUAGAUACAAGAGAAUAUUAUAUUUAUGUUACACUAAUUUGUUAUUACAAUUUCUUAUGAGUAUAUAUAAUUUAAAAUUAUAUGAGACAAUUUCCGAGGAUAAAUUUUACAUAAUUUCUAAGUAUAUUUUAUUAAUUAUUAAUAAUUUUCGUAAUAUAAAGAAGAAUAAAGAUAGUGAACGGUUGUUCAUAUGUUUUUAUGAUUAUGCUUAUAAAGUAAUAGAGAUAUUUUUAUGGAAGUAUAUAAUACUUGUAAAUAAAAAUAAGGAAGCUAAUUGUUAUGAUAAACUCAUAAAUUAUUAUAAAAAUUUAAUAUCAUUUUUAUAUUCCUAUAUAGAAAAGCUAAAAAUAUUAAAGGGUGUGGAAAAAUAUAUAUUAUUUAAUAAAAAAAAAAUAUAUAAUAAUUUUACUUUAUUAUCUAUAAUAAAAAAUACAAUAGAUAUCCAUUUUUUUAGUAACACCUUUAUAUUUUCAAUCAAUGAUAAUAAAUUUACAGAUUUUGAAUUAAAAAAAAAUAAAAAUGUUAUAGUUGAUGAAAUUAAGAAAACAUCUCAAAAUGUGUCUGGAGAAUAUAAAGAAAAACACAAUAAAAUACUAGAAGAUGAAGAGAAUGUAAAUUUUAGUAAAAUAAAAAAAAAAAUAGACAAUAAUAAUAUUAGCAUGAUAAAUAAAGAUAUUAAAAAUGUUAAAGAAAAGGAUGAGGAUAAAAUAGGGAACAGAAUAUUUUUAAAUAUAAAUAAUGAAGUAGUAAAAAAUAUAAUAUUAUUAAAAAUAUUAAAAUUAUCUGAAACAUUGUUAUUAAAAAAUGGGAGAUUAUAUUUGAAUUUAUAUAUACAUUGUUUAAUAAAUAAUGUUAGUAAUUUAACUAUAAAAGAAAUAUAUGAUACUUUACAAGAUAUAAAAGUAAUUGAUAAAAAUGUGUGUAUGUAUUAUAGAUUUUUAAAUUUGUUUGAAUAUUAUUUGAAUAUAUAUUUUUAUAUAAUUAACAUAAAUAAAAUUGGUAAUAUAAAAAAUAAAGAUAAUCAUAAUAAGUAUCCUGUGUAUAGCAACAUGAUAAAAAAUGUUAUAUUUUAUUUGUAUGAAAUGUACAUGUUAUUUAUUUUGUUGUUGAGUUCAGACAACAAAUUUGUGGAAUUUUUUUUUAAGUAUAUAAAUAAAGAAAUGAAGAGUAAUGAAAAUGAUGUCCAAGCUAAGAAUUGCAACAAAAAUUUUUCGAAAAAUGAAUUUUAUUUUAUUAGAAAUAUAUUACACAUAACAAUGUCUGAUAAUUGUAUUCGUGUUAAUAAUGUGACAUUACUUAUUGUGGAUUUAAUAUUUAUGAGUAAUAGUAUUUAUUAUUUUCCAGUUUUAAAAUGUUUAUACAAAAAUAAUGAAAAGUUAAAUUUAUUUAUUGAAAAUAAAAUGCUGAGAAUUUUUAAAAAAAACAAAAUGCUUGUUAAUAUAAAUAAGAAAAAUAUAUAUUUUAACGAAAAAUAUAAAGAUAUGACGCUAGAAAAAUUUAAGGAUUAUAUAUUAUACAGAAAAACUAUGAAUAUACUUUCGAAUAAUUAUUUUGAUAUGAUAAAUAUAUCAGGUUUAAAUAUUUGUGUAAACAUGAAAAUGGAUUUCCAUUUAUAUAUAAAUAAUUAUGUAAGAUCCUUUAUUUCACUUUCAGAAAAAAAGGUAAAUUAUAAUAUGUUACAGUUUAUAAAACAUAAUAGACAUAAAGCUAUAAGUGAUAUUGCCAGUUUGAGUUUAGAGAAUGAAUAUAAUAAAAAUAACAAAAUAAAAAUGGAAAAGUUUGGUGAAAACUGUAUAGAUUGUGUAUACAUAGAAAAUAAUGAAGAACAAAAAGAUGAAGAAAAUAAAAAUGAAUAUCGAAACGGUGAAUUUUAUGAAAAUGGAAUAAAAAUAAAACGCAACAAAGACAUUCGUACAAGCAAAAAAUUAAAAAAUGUUAGUUUUUCCAAUAAUAUUAAUGCGUCAAAGAAUAAAGAUAACAAAGUUGAUAAAAUACAUUCUUCACUUACUAUACAGAACGGGGAUAGGACUUGUGGGGAUAGAAAUUUGAAAGAUGAAUAUUAUACAAAGUUGUAUUUUUCUUUUUUGGCAAAUAAUAUAUUAUCAAAAAUUAUGAAAAAUAAAAAGAAUAGUUAUUAUUAUUCAGAAGUACAAAAUAAUUGCCAAAAUUAUUUAGGAAUAUAUAUAAAUAAAUUACAAUAUUAUUGCAAUAAUAUAUUUAAUUGUAAAUAUAUAUUUCAUUGCAAUUUGAGUAAUUGUAUUAAGAAAAUAUUUUUGGAAAAAAAAAAUAAUUCCAAAAGUUCAAAUAAUAAUGUAUUAUGGAAUACUUAUUCAUUUGAUAAUAGACAGGUUAAUUUGAAUAAACACAACAAUGAGGUAUUAUUAAAUCAUAAAAGUUUUUAUAUUAAAGGUAUAAAAAAAAAAAUGAAUUUUUCAAGAUAUGAUAUUUUAAAUAAUAUGCUUAAUUAUAAAAGUAGCUAUUUUGAUAAUGAAAAUUAUUAUUUUAAUUUUUUAUUUAACAUUAAAUAUAUACAAAAUUUAAAUGACAACAUUAAUGAUUAUUUUUUACUAAAAAAAAAGCAAACACAUAGAAAUGCAAUAUUUAAUAUAAAUUUGAAUAUCAAAGAUAAAAUAAAGGAGAAAAUGAAAAUAAUUCGUAAUGACAUUUUUUAUGAUUCAAAUUAUAAUUUUUUAUCAAAAUCGUUUGAAGAUAAUAUCAAAAUAAAUGGCGAAAGCAUAAAUAAGCCUAUACUUAGUGACUUAUUUUUAAAAGAGGAAUGGAACUAUAAUGAUUUUUAUAGGACUAGAAAAAAAUAUAGUGAAAAUUAUUUACUUUCUUUUCUUUUUUUAAAUUAUAAUUAUUGUAUAUAUAAUUAUAAAUCAAAAAAUUGUCUUCAAAAAUUUUUAUUAUUAAUAUUAAAAUAUUUUAAAAAAAUGAUUACACACAUAAAUAUAUAUAAAUACACAUGUGCAACAUUAUUAUUUCUAACAUCUUAUUUGGAAAAAAAACCAUUGCCAUAUUUAGAUUUGUUUAUGAUAACUAAUAACGUAAGUAGCGAUAUAUCUUUUGGGUUUUUAGAAAAACAUAAUGAAUUAAAUAGGCUAAGAAAAGAAAUAAAAAUGCAUCUCGAUGUGAAUAUUACAGAUGCGAGUGAUUCAAAUCAAGGGGAUAAUAAUUGUAGAAAUGCUAAUAAUAUUACUAAUGAAAAUUUUGAUAAUUUAUUCGAGGAUAAAAAAGAGCAUGAUUUAUCAGAAAAAAUAUAUGGAAUGAAAAAUAGAUCAUUAUUAUCUCAAAUAAAUAAGCAAAAAAAGAAAAAAAAAGGAAUUAACGUAAAAUAUGAAGAUAAGAAAGAAAAUGUAAAUAAUAAGGAAAGAAGUGGUAUAUUAUUCUAUGAGCUGAAUGAUAGUUUUAAAAAAAUAUCAUUAAAUCAAAUACUUGUGAAUCGUAUUACUAGGGAAUACAGCUAUAUAAAAAAGAGUGUAUUAAAAAAUAUGAAAAAUUGUAAACAUAACAAUUUAAGAAUUGAGAGCGAAGAAAAUGAUGAUAGAGAGAAGAAAGAUGAUAAAUAUUUAAUUUUUUGUAAAGGGGAACAUAAAAUAAUAUUGAAAACACUUCUUAAUAUAAUAGACAAUAUAAAAAUAUAUAUUUUUAGUAACAUUUUUCAUUACCUAUAUAAGGAUCGAAUAAGUUAUAGCAAAUACAUAAGUUUACUAUCAUUAUAUUUUUAUAAAAUAUAUUUUACAAUGUUUUAUUUAGAAGUAUAUAAAAAGGAUAUAUCAAAUAAAAAUAUGAUUGAGGCGAUAAAAAGCAAGCUUAUAGAAAUAACUCCAGUUUUAUGCAUCAAAUAUAUGAAUAUAUAUAAUAUUAAUAAUAUAUGUAAAAUAGAAAUAUUAAAAAUAAUAAAAGAGGAGAAGAAUGAAAAAAUGAAAAAUAAGAAUAAUUCAGAAAGUAAAGAAAUUAACUUAACAAAUGAUGAUUUUGAUAAGCUUUAUGUACUAAUAAUAUAUUAUAUUGAAAGUAUAAGAAAAAAGGAGAACAUAUUAUUUAGUUUAUAUUUAUUAUUAGAUAAAUAUAUAUUUCGAAAUAAAUAUAUACAUAAAAAUAUUAAACAGUUAGUCAAUUAUAGAAUAUUUGUAUUCCUAUAUGAUAUGAACAAAUUUUAUGAUUAUAAUUAUAUUUUUACAACAAUGUUUAUAUUAAUGAAUAUUAUGAGUUAUAAUAAGUUUAUAAGAAAUUAUAUUUAUUAUAUAUUUGAUUAUAUAUUUAAAUCAAAGAUAAAUGUGAUAUAUGAUUGUAGAUUUCUUGUAUGUUUUUUAAAAAAUUUAGAAAAAAGUAGUCUUGAUUAUGCUUUUUCAAAAAUUUUGAUACAAGAAAAUAAACAAUUUAAAAAUUUAGUAAAACGGAAGAAAGCGAAUUUGAUUAAAAUUAUAUAUAAAGUUAAUUUAUACAUUACUAUUAAUUAUUUAUUAUUUUUAAAAAUGUUAAAUUGUUGUAAAUUUUUUUUAUAUUUAUAUUCUUACUUUUUUUACGAAUUUUAUAUUUUGUGUGUAAAGAAAUAUACAAAGAAAUAUGAGAGCAAUAAUUUCAAUUACAGUGCAAUAAAUAGCAGUAGAAAUCAAGAUGAACGUUCUUUUUCAAGAAAAAACAAAAAGUCUCAAAUUUCAAGUGUGUCUCGAAAACAAAAAAUAACUAGCGAUGGUCUUAAAGUAGAACCAUCAUUUAGGCACAAUAGAGAAACUAAUAAAUGUGAAAAAGCUAGUAAAUAUGAAAAAGAUAGCGAUAUGCAUUUAAAAGAAGCAAAUUAUAUGUGUAUUAAUAAUAUUGAAGAUAAAAAUAAACAUGUGAAAGGCUUAUUCUUCAAAAAAAGUUAUUCUCCUAAAUCUAUGAACAAUAAAACAUAUAUAUAUGAUAUAUAUGUUAAAAGGAGUGGAUCGGAUGGCAUUAUGGGGGUUAAGCGUAGAAAGAACCAUCUAAGAAUUAAAACAACGAAUGAAUUUUUUUUUAAUUGUAAUGUGAAAGAUGAAAAAAAUGAUAAAGAGUGGGUAAAUGAGUCUAAAUAUGUAUUAAAAAAUGGGAAAAAAUAUAUGAAGAGAAAUAAUGCAAAUAAUAAUAGUUCUUUAAAAUAUAUUAAAAAAUAUAAAUAUGACAAAAAAAUUAGUAAUUUUAUAACACGAUCAUAUUAUGAUCGUGAGAAUAUUAAAUACGAAGAAAAAGGAAUAAGGAGGAAAAAUAUUAUAUUUAUAGAUAGAAGGUAUGAAAAAGGUGAAAUUGUCAAAAAUGAAAAAAGGAGAGCAAUAAUAUCGAAAAAAAAUAAAAAAAAUAACGCUAUUUUUUUAGGAGGAAAUAAAGAAUUUGAUGAACUUGGUAAUAAGGAAAAUAAUGAUAAUGAUAUACGUUAUUUAAAAAUAAUAAAAAAAGUAAGAGGAAGUAAAACAUAUAUAUAUAAUGUAUAUGAUAUAAAAAUAGGUAAACCAGUUUUACAUAAUAAAAAAUAUUUUAAAGAAUAUAUAAACGUAAUAAACUAUGUUAUGUGUAUAUUUUUAGCUACUAAUAUUACUAAUUUAAACAUGAAUAUGUUAAACAAUUAUUAUAUAUAUAUUAUAUCAAAAAUUAUAAAGAAGAACUUCAAAUUUUAUUUUACAUAUUUUUAUUAUAUUAUAUUUAAAAAGAAAAAUAAUAGGUAUAAAAAUAUAUAUAAUAUAAAUUUUUACAAUAUAUUAAAUAAUACGUGUAAAAAAAAAAUAGACGUGUGUAAAAUAAAUAUAAAAAAUAAAUAUAUAUAUGUUUUGAAUACAUUAUCAAGUAUGUUGUGUGUAUAUAAUUAUAAAUAUGCAUUUUUUAAUUAUUAUUUUGUUUAUUUUUAUAAAAUUGUGAAAAUGAUGGCAAUGUUUUCUGUCAAAUCAAUAUUAAUUUCGAAUAUAUUGAUAGACACAUAUAAUGAUGCUAUAUAUAAUGAUAAAGAUUCAAAUAGUAACAAAGAAAUAGAUGGUAAUAAAAACAAUUCGAGUAAUAAAUAUAAUAGGAAUCUAGAUUAUUAUCACAAAUGUUAUUAUAUAAGUUCAGAAGAAAACAAUAGUAAAUUCAAUGAAAUAGAAGAUAUGUCUAGCUUUAUGAGCGAAAUAGAUAAUAAUUACAGUAUAAAAAAAGUGUUACAAUAUCCUGAAAAUAUAAAUGGAAUUAAUAUAAUCAAUAAAAACUACAACAACGAUAGAGGUGAAAACAAAGUAAUAGAGAAAAAUGAAAAAAAUAAAUUAUAUAAAAAUAAGAACAAAAAAAAAUGUAAAAAAAAUAAUUCUUUAUUUCUUAACAAAGACAAUAAAAAUUAUAUUGAUAGUGAUAUCGUAAUGAUAAAAUGGUAUAUAAUGUAUUUCUUAAAAGAGGAAGAGAGUUUGAUAAAAUAUAAUUUAAAGAAUUCUAAAUUAACAAGCAAAAAUGUGUUAGAUAAAUACAUAAAACAUAUUAACAAUAUGCUGUUGUUAUAUGUAAUGGUUAAUUAUAUGAUAUUGAUAUAUAAAAAUAUAAGUUUAAAUAAGAGGGGUAUUAUAAAGACCAAAUUAGAAAAAUUAGAUUAUUAUAAUUAUUAUUUAAUGAAAAAAAUAGUAAACAUUUAUUUUUUAAACAUUCCGUAUUUAUGCAACUAUUUAAUAGUAGCCUUUGAAUUUUUUAGUAAUUUUUGCAAUACAUUUUUAUGUAUUAAUUAUGAUUCAUUUGGUCUAACAAAUCAGAUAAAGUUAAUUUUUAAAAAUCAUUAUAUGUAUUAUUUGUCAAAUUUUUCUAAUAAAAUAAAAAAUUUAAAAACAUAUUAUCAUGUAAAUUACUACAAGAGUAGAAAUUUAUAUUUUUACAAUUAUAAGAAGAAACCUGAUAAGUUUUUUGAGUCUAUUAAAGAAGUAGAAGACAGAAAUAAGGAGCAUAGACAUAGUAAUGCAUCAAGUAUUAUAAAAGUUGGGAAUGCAGAGGAUCAAAAUUAUGUUCCUUUUGAAAAUAAUCGAGAUAAUAUAAACAAUUAUAAUAAUUUGCAUUCAAAUAUUUAUUAUAGUGAAGAAGAUGUAAAAAAGGAUUCACCACGUUAUGAUAAAAUUGAAAAAAAUUAUAAUGGAAUAAAAAGUGAUGGAAAUAAACACGAGAUUGAAUAUGAUAACUGUGUAAGUGAUUAUGAUGAUUAUAUAUAUAAAGAUUGCUUUUUCGAAUUAAAAGAUAUACUGAAAAAAGGGAUAAAAAUAUAUAUAAAUAAUUUAUAUAGCAGAAGUAUUAAGAAUUUGUAUUAUUUUUUAGAUUUCUUUAACGAUACAACAUGUAGUAUACAAUUUUUAAAUUUAUAUUUAUAUGAGAAUGUAAGAAUUAAAGAUAUAUAUAAUAAUAUAAAUCUUGAAGGUUUGAAUAAUAUUUAUUUAUAUAAUUCAAAGGUGUUAAAAAUAGACUAUUAUUUUAUAUCAUUGACGUUUUUAAUUUUGAUAAGAAUAUUUAAUUUUGCUUCUAACUUUUUUCAUUCUUCUAAUUAUUUUGUCCAAUUAUAUUCAAAAUAUAAAUAUAAUUAUUUCUUAUAUAAUAGUACCGCACAUAAAUAUUUUUUAUUUUAUAAUAUAUAUUUUUUUUUGACAAAUAAAAAUCCAGAAAAAAAAGAAGGGCUACUUAAUUUAAAAAUAAAUAAAGAUAUAAUAAAUUUAUGCAUUUCAGAUAUUUUUUAUUUUAACAAAUUGCUUUUACAAAAAUGUUUUAUGUAUUUAUUUUUUUUUUUCCACAAUUUUAAUCAUAUAUUAAAUGAUAUAUAUUGUGUAAAUUGCCUAAAUAAAUAUUCAGUUGGAUGUUAUGAUCAAAAUGCUAAUCCUAUAGAGCUUGGUAAAUUUCAUGAAAUAAAUGGAAAUAAAGAAAAAAAUAUUUUUAAGAAAACAAAAAGGAUAGUGAAUAAUAAUAUAAAUAAUUAUUAUGGAAGUAGUAUAGAGAAAAAAAAAAAAAAAAAAUAUGAAAACACUGUAUAUAAGAAAAAUGUGAAAAAUAAAUUGAAUAAUAAGGGGAAUGACGAAUAUUAUGGUAUGUGUGUUGAUAACACAAAAGAAAAUGUAAUAGACAAAAUGAUAAAUAUCAAUGAUAGUGAUGAUAUGAAAUAUGAAAAGAAUGAUAAAUUAAAAAAUAGUUAUAUAUGUGGUAAUAUUGAAUACGAGAAUGAUAUAAAAAACAUCAUAAAAUGUAAUAGUAAAGAAUAUAACCAUUCUAAUAAACAAAAUAUAUCCAAUAUUGAAAAAGAGGAAAACAUCAUUUCACAAACAAAAGGAAAUAAUAUUGCAUCGUAUUUAAAAAAUAAAUUUAAUAAUUUAAUGAGGCAUCAUGAAAAUGAAAAAGAUUCAUCAUAUAUAAUGCAUAAAAAUAUCAAUAAAAGUUUAUAUAAUGAUGGAAUAUUUCAUACAAAUUCAGUUUCAAAUAAAAAUAGCAAAAUAAAAUUGGAAGAAUAUCCAAAUAAUAAUAAAAAUUGUCAUAAUAAAGAUAAUAGUGUGAAUAGUAUGUGUGACAAAAAUAAAAAGCAUGAAGAUUCAUCUACAACUUUUUCAAAUAAUGAUAGAAAAAAUGAUUUAGUUUUAUUAAAAGCAUAUAAAAAUAUGUUAAAUUAUAAAAAGAUUAACAAAAAGAGAUUAUAUGAUUAUAUGCUAGAGGAAGAACUACGUUGUACGUGUAUAAAUAAAUAUGUAUAUGUUUGCAAUUUGAUAUAUAAUUGCCUUAUUUAUAUAUUCGAAAUGAAAUUAAAGUGUAAACGCAUAAAGAAAAAACAUCCUAUAAUUCCAUUUAAUAUAUUUAAAAAUAAAAAGAAGAAAAACAAAAAAACUAAAAUGGAAAAUUUAGCUAGCUAUAACAACAAUAAUAAUCAGAUAAUAAUUAAUACGAAAUUUUUUGGGAAUGUUGAUUUUACCAUUUUAAGUAUUUUAUAUAUGACUGAAAAUAUUUAUAUGAAUUUAUAUAAAUGUAAAUUAUUUACGGAUAUGUGUAUAUUUAAUAAUAUAAAAUAUACAUGUAUGGAAAAUAAAGUGAAAAAAAAAAAUAGUUAUAAAAAAAGUAAAAUUAAAAUACUAAAAAAUGGCACUAAAGUAACGAAUGCAUCUAGCAAUAAAUCUAUAAAUAAAGCAAAUUUAAAUUCGAAUGAUGAUAUUUCAGAUAAUCAUAGUGUCCCCUUUUGGGUAAAAACUAGCAGAUCUUAUACAUCUUCGAAUAAAUUAACUGAAUCUGAAUGUAGUGAAAAAUUUGAUAAAAACUUUAAGAAUAUUUAUUCAAAUAGAAAAAAUAAUUAUAAUUCGAUUUUAGAGAAAACUGAUAAACCAAAUAAAAAAAGAAAAAAAUUAAGUAAUUAUUUUAGGAAAAAAAAACAAGAUGAAAACAAAAAGUUAUUAUCCAUUUAUAAUGAAAAGGUAAAUAAAAAGAAAGAAAAAAAAAACCUUAAAAAUUAUGAGCAUGAUAUGGAUGAUAUACCAAUACAAUACAAUAAGAAGACAAAAGAAGUAGUAUAUCAAGGGGAAAGAAAUAUAAAUAAUAAAGAGUGUAGUAUUACAUAUGGGUUAUUAAUGGAUCCACAAAAAAACAAUACUAGUAGUUACACAUAUAAUAUGGAAAAAAAAAAUUUCCUUAAUAACAUAUAUACUAGCCAAAAAAAAACAUCCAAAAAAAAAAAAAAAAAAUAUUUAUUAUUAGGUAGAGACGAUAGUAAUGCUAAAAAUAAUUUGGAAAAAAAAUCAAUAAACGAUAAUACACCGAUAAAUAGUAAAUUGAAUAAUAGUGGACAAAAUAUAUGCGAAGAGACGAAUGAAAAUUAUGAUUAUUUUGAUAUUGAAAAUGAAGGUAUUAAGAUGGGUAAUAAAAAAAAGACUGAGAUAGUUACAAAGAAAACUAAUCGAAUAGAAAUGGCUGUUAAAAAUAUGGUAAAAAAAGAAAAAGAGAAGAAAAAGGUUAAAGGAAAUAAAAAUAUAAAAAUGGAAAAGGAAAAUGAAAAAAGAAAAAAUAAGAAUAAAAAAUUGAAAAAGAAAAAUAGAAAGAAGAAAAAAAAAAAAUCAAUUCACGAUUAUGAAAAUAUGUACAAUGCUAAUGUGAAAGGGAAAUGGAACAUUCGGAAAUUGUUUUUUAAUAAAAAUAAGAAUAAUAAAAAGAAAAAGAAAAAAUAUAUCAACCAAAGUAAUAUAAGUGACAAUAUGAGAAUUAAUAACUUAUUUGUUAAAUAUAAACCAAGAAAUAUUAAAAAUAAUAUUCUUAAUAAAUUGCUAAAAAUAAAUAUUGGGGAUAAGGAAGAGAAUAUUGAAAGAAUAAAAAAUUUAUUAAUUACAUUUUAUAGUAAUAAUAAUGAAAAAAAAAUAAAUAAUUAUAUUCAGAACAUAUUUAAGUAUACAUCAUUAUAUUCAAAUUUUAACGUAUUCUAUAAAAGAAAUAUAGAAAUAUUAUGCUAUAAGACAAAAGUGGGAAACAGUUUGAUAAAAUUGUUAUAUUCGAUUUCUUAUAAACAUAAUAUAUCGAUAUUUUACAAAAUAUGUAAAAAGAUUGAAUACAUAUAUAACUAUUUAAAUUUAUCAUUUUACAAUGAUUUAUUUAAUAUGAAUACUAAAGAUAUAAAUGAUAGGAUAAAUAAAUAUUCAUUAUUUAUGUUGAUAAAAUAUUUAAAAUAUCAUAUGCAUAACAAUAGGCAGUUGUUUAAUAUAUUUAUAACCAAAAUAAUAAAUUUUAUAAAUCAUAAUAUACAUAAUAUAUCCGAAUUUUUAUGUAUGUACAGAUAUAACGACUUAUUAAAUAUAAUUAAUCACUAUAUUGUGAGUACAAACAUAAAUGAUAUGUUAACUUUAAAUAAAUAUAAUAUUUUUUUAUUAGGAGCAAAUAAAAUAUUAUAUGUUCCCGUAUCAAAUAUAUUAUUUUUAUAUUGUAAUGAAUUAAGCCUUAAUGAUGUUAUGAAAAUUUUGUAUAGUCAUCCGCAGUAUAGUCUUUUUAUUAAAAGUGUAGCAGUUAAUGCUUUAUUAUAUUCAUAUAAAAAAAAUACAAUCACAAAUGUAAUAUAUUUGCAAUUAUUUGAAUAUUUAAAAGUGGAUUUAGGAAACAGAAUAUUAUUUUUUAUUGUAUUUUUUUCUUUUCAAUCGUUCCGGUUUUUAUACACAUUUUUUCUGAACAUGCACACAUAUAUGAAUGAUGAAUUUUUAGGGCAUUUAUCAUAUUAUGAAAAUUUUAAAAAUAAAAGAGAAAGUUGUAUAAUUCCAAUUGAUGGGAAUGAUAACAAUCUAUUAAGUAUAUGUAAUGAUAAUAUUGAAAAGUGUUUGAUAUUUAAUAAAGAUUUAUUUGAAAAACGUAAAAGGAAUAUAUUUAAAGAUAUUUUGCUAUUAUGGCCUUGGAGAAAACAAGAAAAAAAUGACAUACCGAAUGAGUAUAAAAAUAAUAAAAAUAUAGUUACUAACAAUAUAAAUAUUAAUAAUUUUAUAUAUUUUAAAUAUAAUAAUUAUGUAAAAAAGAAAAAUGUUUUAUCAUUAAAAAUAUCGCUUAUUAAAAAAAUAUUCCUAGAAAAUUUGGAUAAUACAAAUCGAGAUAUAUUGCUAGAAUCAUGUCGUAUUCACAACAAAAUUUUUUGUCUAAGUUUAGAAGCUUCAAAAAUGGAUAAAAAUAUACAAUUAGAUUUUGUAAAAAUGGAAAUUAGAAAUAUGCUUAAUAAUAUAGAUAUUGAUAAAAUAAAAUUAUUAACAUCCAAUAAUAUAGUGUCUUAUUUAUCUGACGAUAUAAAAGUAUUAAUGUCAGCAACAAGAUCACCAUUAUUUUUAUCUUUUAAAACAAUAAAAUGUAAUUUGAAAAAAUAUAUGUAUUUUAAUAACCCUUUUAAAUAUUAUUCGGGUAUGUUCAAGAGUAGUCAUGAAAUUGAUUAUAAGAAAAUUCCAGAUGUGUUUUCACCUGGGAAGUUUGAUGCCGAUUACAAAAACAAACAGAUGAAUGAUAAAAUUUUACAUUAUAAUAGUGAUUUAUAUUUAGGGAAGAAAUCAGAAAAUAUUUUAAGUGAUAAUUUAAAAAAAAUAGAUUAUUUUAUUAAUAAAAUAAAUGAAAAAAGCGAUUUAUGUGACAAAGAAAAAUCUGAUGUUGACUUUGCUCAAAGAAACUAUAUUUAUAAAGGACGUGGAAAUAGUCGAUUAAUGAAUAACGAAUAUGAUUUAAAUAUUAAAAAUAAUAAUUCAUUAAAUGAUAUUAUUUAUAAAAUGAAUAACAAAGAAAAAAAUGACGAAAGAAAACAGUUGGUUGAUAAAAUAUAUGAAGAUGUAUCAUAUAUUUAUAAAGUAAACGAUGAUGUUCGACAAGAUAAAUUAGUUGUUCAAAUAAUUUAUAUAUUUAUACACAUUUUUAGUGAUUGCAAACUCUUUUAUAAUUUAUUUCCAUAUAAUAUCAUAACAAACAAAUAUUACAAUAUCAAUUUAAAUAAGGCUCAUAAUAAUAUGGGUAGCCAUAAUAUAAACAUUUUUGUUAAAAAUGUAAAAGAGGAAGAAAAAAGUACAAAUAAUGAAAAAUCAGAAAAUAAGCGAAAGUUUUCGUUUUCAUUUCAUUUAUUUAAAAAGAAAAAGGUGAAGAAUAAAAAAAUGAAAGAUAAGAAUAGGGAUAUAAGUACAGAUGCACAAAAAGGGGAUAGGAGUAUGAAUAAGGAUAAACUUUACACAAGUAGAGACUUACAAAAUUAUGUUAAUAUGAAUUAUACAUUUUCUAAUUAUAUUAACACAAAUUCUAAAACAAUUGAUGUUUCUAGUAUAAAACAAAAAAAAAAAAAAAAAAAAAAAUUUGAAAAUUUCGGUGCAGUUAUUGAAGUUUUACCCAAAACAAAAAGUCGACAUGAAAUAGGAAGAAAAUAUCAAAAUAUAAUAAAAUUUUAUCAUUUAAAAUUUUCAAAUAUUUAUAUUUAUAUUUAUGCCUUGAAAAAUUUUAUAUCAUCUUUGGCUGCAUAUUCGUUAAUGUCCUUUAUUUUACAAGUAAAGGAUAGACAUAAUGGAAAUUUGUUAUUUGAUGAAUACGGAAAUAUUGUACACAUAGAUUUUGGCUAUAUAUUGAAUAUAUAUCCAGGUAUUUCUAUAAAUUUUGAACUUGCCCCAUUUAAGCUCACCAAGGAAAUGAUUACGCUUUUAACCAUCAAUAAUCAGAGAAAACAAUAUUUUAUUUUUACAUAUAUUCAUCUAGUUGUGAAAGGGUACUUGCUUUUAAGACAAAAAAGUGAUUGGAUAAUUUCGUGCAUAGAAAGUUUAUCGAAUUCAGAAAUUAACUGUUUUAAAUAUAAUACCAUUGAAAAGUUGAAAAAACGAUUGAAUCUGGACAAAAAUGACAAUGACGCAAGUAUUUUUAUGAUUAAUAAAAUUCAUCAAGCUUACAACAACAUAACUACUAUCAUGUAUGAUUAUAUUCAAAAUAUUCAGCAAGGAAUACAAUAA
Plasmodium berghei ANKA is the source of this 13878-nucleotide messenger RNA. Its product is annotated as phosphatidylinositol 4-kinase, putative. The record is from RefSeq and is a predicted model, not a curated record. The transcript is spliced from 6 exons. Gene Ontology annotation, molecular function: 1-phosphatidylinositol 4-kinase activity. Gene Ontology annotation, biological process: phosphatidylinositol phosphate biosynthetic process; phosphatidylinositol-mediated signaling. Bases 1 to 13878 code for a protein of 4625 amino acids. Gene Ontology annotation, cellular component: membrane; cytoplasm. NCBI's taxonomy places the organism in Eukaryota, Apicomplexa, Aconoidasida, Haemosporida, Plasmodiidae.